GCCUUUUGACCCCAUUCUGAAGAUUCGAAGUUUUCAGUUAGCCACAAUUUAACCCAAUAGUUACAUUUAUUGACGUAGUUUUCUCACUACCUCUCCGGUGCAAAUCACAUUAAGACCAGACCAGUGUAUGAGGCUUUUGAUUGACGUCAUACCCCUCCAAGUAGUAGGCUACUCUUAAUCGAUUGGGGCAACAGAUGAGUUACAUUUGAUUAAGAAAGCAUUGUCUGUCCUAUGCCAGUGAGUGCACUGUUCAUUUUUGGGCAUUACUUCCGGACAGACGGCUCUGAUAUCCUCCAGCUAUAUCUGAGCACCAGUUACCAGACACUGUGGAGUUUGCUCGCAUCUUAAAGGACAGAAACAAUAUUUUCAUCCAGCGCUGAUACUGUUCAGGGACGACCACCUGCGCUAUCAACCGGCAAGGCGGUGGCUGUCCAAGCUUCGAGUUCGCAAUUCGCAAGCAGUGCUACAAAGGAUCAGAACUCAUCAACCCCGCUGUGCAAUCAUGUCGACUACCGGGGAAGUCCCUGCCUUCUUCAAGAACAUGGGCUCGGGUAGCCCCAUGCCACGGCAGAAAUUCUGUGGCAUGUUCUGUCCAGUUGAAGGUUCUGGCGACAGCAAGACGUUGGAUUUCCAGUCACUGCCGGGGGGCAGUAGAAGGAGUGACGGACAGGUCAUUGACAGGCAGACGGACAUCUCCCAGCCAAGGGUCGAGAUACGGGAGAGCAGAGGAAAAUCAGCCCUGCAAAACCUGGAUGACAGGAGCGAUCGUCUCCUGAUCAAAGGGGCGAAGAUCGUGAACGAUGACCAGUCCUUCUGUGCUGACAUCUACAUGGAGGAUGGCCAGAUCAAACAAAUUGGCGAGAACUUGAUAGUGCCCGGUGGGGUGAAGAUCAUCGAUGCCCACGGGCGCAUGGUUAUGCCAGGGGGUAUCGAUGUGCACACACGCUUCCAGAUGCCUGACCGGGGCAUGACCUCAGUGGACGACUUCUACCAGGGCACCCGCGCUGCCCUGGCAGGGGGCACCACCAUGAUUAUUGACCACGUGGUUCCGGAACCCGGGGCCAGCCUGCUGUCAGCCUUUGAGCAGUGGCGUGAGUGGGCGGACAGCAAGUCCUGUUGUGACUACUCCCUGCAUGUGGACAUCACUGAGUGGCACAAGGGAGUUCAGGAGGAGAUGGAGGCCCUCGUCAAGGACCACGGUGUCAACUCUUUCCUUGUCUAUCUGGCUUAUAAGGAUGUUUUCCAGCUUACUGACUCUCAGGUCUAUGAGGUGUUCAGUGUGAUCCGGGAUCUGGGGGCCAUUGCUCAGGUCCAUGCUGAGAACGGAGACAUCGUGGCUGAGGAGCAGCGUCGUAUUCUGGAGCAGGGAAUCACUGGACCUGAGGGACACGUCUUGAGCCGUCCUGAAGAGGUGGAGGCGGAGGCUGUCAACCGCUCUGUGACAGUAGCCAAUCAGACUAAUUGUCCCCUCUACAUCACCAAGGUGAUGAGCAAGAGUGCUGCUGAUGUCAUCGCUCAGGCCAGGAAGAAGGGCACUGUGGUGUACGGGGAGCCAAUCACUGCCAGCCUGGGCACAGACGGCUCACACUAUUGGAGCAAGAACUGGGCCAAGGCCGCCGCCUUCAUCACGUCCCCACCCCUCAGCCCAGACCCGACCACGCCCGACUAUCUCAGCUCCCUGCUCUCCUGUGGGGACCUGCAGGUGACUGGCAGUGCCCACUGCACCUUCAACACUGCCCAGCGUGCCGUGGGCAAAGAUGACUUCACCCUCAUCCCCGAGGGUACCAACGGCACUGAGGAGAGAAUGUCCCUCAUCUGGGACAAGUGUGUGGUGACAGGUAAAAUGGAUGAGAACCAGUUUGUGGCGGUCACCAGCACCAACGCUGCUAAGAUCUUCAACCUGUACCCCCGUAAGGGCCGCAUCGCUGUGGGCUCUGACGCUGACCUGGUACUCUGGGACCCAGACGUCAUCAAGAUCAUUUCAGCCAAGAGCCACAACUCGAAUGUGGAGUAUAACAUAUUUGAGGGCGUGGAGGUGCGUGGCGCGCCCCUGGUGGUGAUCAGCCAGGGUAAGAUGGUCCUGGAGGAGGGGAACCUCCACACCACCGAGGGGUGCGGCCGCUUCGUUGCCCGGAAGCCCUUCUCUGACUACGUCUACAAGAGGAUAAGGGCUCGCAGCAGGCUGGCUGAGCUGAGGGGAGUUCCCCGAGGCCURUAUGACGGGCCUGUCUGUGAGGUGUCACUCACACCCAAAACUAUGACUCCUGCCUCUUCUGCCAAGACCUCUCCAGCCAAGCAGGCAGCAGCUGGUGCCCAGCCUGUCCGCAACCUGCACCAGUCAGGGUUCAGCCUAUCUGGUGCUCAAGUUGAUGACAAUCUUCCUCGACGUAACACCCAGCGCAUCGUGGCGCCACCCGGUGGCAGGGCCAACAUCACCAACCUGGGUUAACCACUCCUAUUGGCCAGGGGAAACGAGGGCUUGAGGGGAGGGGCAUCAGGGACUUGGGGCCAUUCCACCAGGAGGCAAACCCUCUAGCUACAGUGCCUGACCGAAUCUCCCCUCCUCAAUCUCUCAACCCCUCUCACGCUCCCUACAUCUUUCCCCGACUCCUUCCCCCCCAACCCCCAAAUCCCCCACCCUAGAGGAGACACAUAUAAAAAUUAUUUGCCUCAUUUGAAGAAAAAAUAUGAAAAAACAACACUCCUUAUAUGAGCACUUUGGACUGUAUUAUUUAGUGUUUUAUACUGUACUUUCUACCUGCCAUGUAUCAUUCAGUUUUGUUUUUUAUUUUCAUGUUAUAAUGGAGGGCUGAAGUGAGACUAGACUGAGCAGUUUUAACACGGCCAGAAGGUCAAGACGGUGCUUGUUGCAUUUGCAUAGAGGAAGUCCAUUCCGUCCCUCUUUUUUAAUUUUGGAUGUAUGGUGAAUGAAGUAUGGAGACACAAGGGGAGCAUGUUGUACUUGUGUUUUACCUUCAGAUAAUAGACGGGUUGGUUGUUUAGUCACAAAAUUGACGUGUGUGCAACUAUUGUGCAAAACAAACAGUGUUGGCUUAGACUGUUGACAACAUGUAAACUAUAUUUAGUCUCCAAAUGUUUAUUGAAAACAUAAAUACAUUUGCACAAUGAG
Messenger RNA from Salvelinus sp. IW2-2015, 3130 nucleotides. Its product is annotated as dihydropyrimidinase-related protein 2. The record is from RefSeq and is a predicted model, not a curated record. Gene Ontology annotation, molecular function: hydrolase activity, acting on carbon-nitrogen (but not peptide) bonds. NCBI's taxonomy places the organism in Eukaryota, Metazoa, Chordata, Actinopteri, Salmoniformes, Salmonidae. Gene Ontology annotation, cellular component: cytoplasm.